Mesitornis unicolor (brown roatelo) is the source of this 256-nucleotide messenger RNA. RefSeq names its product major vault protein (gene MVP). The transcript is spliced from 2 exons. The annotation marks the transcript as partial. Gene Ontology annotation, cellular component: cytoplasm; nucleus. Lineage: Eukaryota; Metazoa; Chordata; Aves; Mesitornithiformes; Mesitornithidae. The record is from RefSeq and is a predicted model, not a curated record.
GACGUCACCCCCCUGCGCGUGGUCCUGGCCGACACCGCCCUGCGCCUCCGGGCCCUGCUGGACUUUGAGGACGACGAUGGCCACAAAUGGGUGGCGGGGGACGAGUGGCUCUUCGAGGGCCCCGGCACCUACAUCCCGCGCAAGGAGGUGGAGGUGGCGGAGGUGCUGCAGGCCACCAUCAUCGGCCACAACCAGGCCGUGAGGCUGCGGGCGCGCAAGGAGUGCAGGGACCGCGGGGGCGUCCGGCGCGUCACAG